UCCACCCUCCACUCCCCUGUCCCUUGGUGACUCAUCCCCGAGCUUCCCAAGGAAGCCCCCACCCUCUGCCCUUUCCUCCCGCCUUCCAUGAGUGGAAAAUCCACCUCCACCCCCUAUAGCAGGCCAGCCCCCUUCCUCCCCAGUCUCCCACCCCAUCCCCCCACCGACCAAUUUCCUCUCCAGGACCAGGGAGCAAUCACAGCUGCCCCGACCUUGGCUUCCUCUGCUGGGUGGGAUUGGGGGCUGGGCCCCCAAAUGGGCCCCUGGCUUCCCCCUUCCUCUGGGCAGGGGACAGAGAGGCACAGGCUCGGGGAGCAGGACUGACUUCCUCUUGUCCCGGAAUGAGCAUGCCUGCCCUUUGCAAGCAGGUUUGGGUCUCACGCAGAGGAAACCAAAAGCAGUAAGAGGGAGGGAAGGCAGAGCAACCAAUCAAGGGCAGGGUGAGACUCAAAACGAGCGGGCUCCCUGGGGAGCCAGACAGAGGCUAGGGGUGAUGGCGGAGCUACAGCAGCUGCAGGAGUUUGAGAUCCCCACGGGCCGGGAGGCUCUGAGGGGCAACCACAGUGCCCUGCUGCGGGUUGCUGACUACUGCGAGGACAACUAUGUGCAGGCCACAGACAAGCGGAAGGCGCUGGAGGAGACCAUGGCCUUCACUACCCAGGCACUGGCCAGUGUGGCCUACCAGGUGGGCAACCUGGCCGGGCACACACUGCGCAUGUUGGACCUGCAGGGGGCCGCCCUGCGGCAGGUGGAAGCCCGUGUAAGCACGCUGGGCCAGAUGGUGAACAUGCACAUGGAGAAGGUGGCCCGAAGGGAGAUCGGCACCUUAGCCACUGUCCAGCGGCUGCCCCCGGGCCAGAAGGUCAUCGCCCCAGAGAGCCUACCCCCUCUCACGCCCUACUGCAGGAGACCCCUCAACUUUGGCUGCCUGGACGACAUUGGCCAUGGGAUCAAGGACCUCAGCACGCAGCUGUCAAGGACAGGCACCCUGUCUCGAAAGAGCAUCAAGGCCCCUGCCACACCCGCCUCCGCCACAUUGGGGAGACCACCCCGGAUUCCCGAGCCAGUGCACCUCCCGGUGGUACCCGACGGCAGACUCUCCGCCGCCUCCUCCGCCUCUUCCCUGGCCUCGGCAGGCAGCGCCGAAGGUGUCGGUGGGGCCUCCAUGCCCAAGGGGCAGGCAGCACCUCCAGCCCCACCUCUCCCCAACUCCUUGGACCCACCUCCUCCACCAGCAGCCGUCGAGGUGUUCCAGCGGCCUCCCCCGCUAGAGGAGUUGUCCCCACCCCCACUGGACGAAGAGCUGCCCCUGCCACUGGACCUGCCUCCUCCUCCACCCCUGGAUGGAGAUGAAUUAGGGCUGCCUCCACCCCCACCAGGCUUUGGGCCUGAUGAGCCCAGCUGGGUGCCUGCCUCAUACUUGGAGAAAGUGGUGACACUGUACCCAUACAUCGGCCAGAAGGACAAUGAGCUCUCCUUCUCUGAGGGCACUGUCAUCUGUGUCACUCGCCGCUACUCCGAUGGCUGGUGCGAGGGCAUCAGCUCAGAGGGGACUGGAUUCUUCCCCGGAAACUAUGUGGAGCCCAGCUGCUGACAGCCCAGGGCUCUCUGGGCAGCUGAUGCCUGCACUGAGUGGGUUUCAUGAGCCCCAGCUCCAGUCACGGCUGGACUGGGUCUGCCCAGCUCUUGGGCUGUGAGCUGUGUUCUGUCCCUCUUCCCAUCGUGGAGGGAAGGGGUCCUGCGGAGAGAGAACUUACCCAGAGGCCUGUUGCAGAUGGGGAAGAGCUGGAAACCAAGAAGUUAGUCAACAGAGGACCCCUACUCCAUGCAGGGCAGGGUCUCCUGCUGCAAGUCCCAACUUUGAAUAAAAUGGAUGACGUCCUGUGACUGCCCCACGGAGAUAAGGGGCCAGGAGGGAUUGAAAGGCAUCCCAAUUCUAAGGCUGCUGCUAAUUACAGCCCCCAACCUCCAACCCACCAGCUGCCCCAGAAGCAGCAUCUUCCCAUUCCCUCAGUACCCACAAAGUGCAGCCCACAUUGGACCCCAGACACCCCUCUGCAGCCAUUGACUGCAACUUGUUCUUUUGCCCAUUG
Molecule: messenger RNA, 2093 nt
Organism: Cercocebus atys (sooty mangabey)
Lineage: Eukaryota; Metazoa; Chordata; Mammalia; Primates; Cercopithecidae
Gene: ABI3
Product: ABI family, member 3
Exons: 8
Coding region: 494-1594 (366 amino acids)
Biological process (GO): regulation of cell migration
Cellular component (GO): lamellipodium
Molecular function (GO): SH3 domain binding
Source: RefSeq, a predicted model, not a curated record